Gymnodraco acuticeps is the source of this 259-nucleotide messenger RNA. It is a transcript of the gene cep43, whose product is annotated as centrosomal protein 43. Lineage: Eukaryota; Metazoa; Chordata; Actinopteri; Perciformes; Bathydraconidae. Gene Ontology annotation, cellular component: centrosome. Gene Ontology annotation, biological process: microtubule anchoring. The record is from RefSeq and is a predicted model, not a curated record.
AGGGCGACGAGGACUAUGACGACGACUUCAACAGCCAUCGCUCAGAUCUGUCCAGGAGCGAGCUGAGCAUCGGAGAGGAGAUCGAGGAGGUGUCCAUCGAGGGCCCGGAGAACAGCGACAAGAUGGAGGACGCUACGCAGGACCUGAGCGUCUCUCAGCUGUCUCUCAGUCACGGUGCAGAUUACAUGGAGGCGGUGCCCUGAACUCCCAGCAUGCACCUGUACAGUUUGACGAUGAAAUAAAUGAAUGUGUUACGCAA